Molecule: messenger RNA, 2107 nt
Organism: Lindgomyces ingoldianus
Lineage: Eukaryota; Fungi; Ascomycota; Dothideomycetes; Pleosporales; Lindgomycetaceae
Product: S-adenosyl-L-methionine-dependent methyltransferase
Exons: 1
Coding region: 314-2065 (583 amino acids)
Biological process (GO): polyamine biosynthetic process
Source: RefSeq, a predicted model, not a curated record
GAUCGGCCUCCGCUCCGACAACAGUUGUCCUUUGGCAAUAUGUAUCCAAUUUCUUGAGGUGACACUCUUUUGCUUCAGUAAAAUUCUUCCGUCUUCAUCUUGCGCUACUUGUUCCCUCUUCGUUCUCUCUUGCUUCAACACCCGGCUGAGCGGACCGCAGAAGCGAAGCAUCAAAGAACUAAUUCCAAGUGGGGUGUGGCAUCUGUCCUUCUCAAUUCUCGCCAGAGUCCAUGUCCAUUGAUUAUAUGGAGUAAACAUUAGAGGCAGAUCUUGCGUAGACAGACCUAUCGUUAGCUUUGGUUGUCCCCUCAUUAUGUCUUCACGACCGAAAGCUACCCCAAGAAAGCCCAAAGCUGCCAAGGAAGCAGAGAAACAAGCACGACAGCUUCCAACUUCAACAAUCCUCAAGAAUGUUGCCCGAGCUGCAGUCCUUCUCAUUCUUGCGGGAGUUGCUUCGCCUGUAUCCCAGCUGAGCUUAUCCCCUGUCUAUGGCUCUAUCCCAGCAUCCUUGCACCACCAGAGGUCUAUUACAUUCACCGCCCUGCUAGCUCUGGUAGGGAAAGGAGCCAUCACAAAAUAUCUACCUGCAAAUAUAUCUGAAUACAUCGCCAUCAUCGCCUACUGGACACCCGUCCUUCAGUUCUUGCUCUUUUACGCUAGCGGGAGGCUGGGGGUAGACUAUGGCCCCUUACUUAUCGAGUCCGUUACUUAUCUUCCCCUGCUUCUGCUCUCUGUCUACACGGCUAGCGACCUCUUGGACACCUUGGAUCUCUCGCGAUUCAAUCUCAACCCGACGAUUACAGAAAUGGUACCUCCCUUAGCUUCAUAUAUCACAGUCUCUUCCGUUUCGAAGAUUACGGCAUCCAUAUUGCCAAGCUUCGUUGGAACACACUUGUCCUUCACCCGAGUUGGUCUACAAUUGCUCAUUGGUUCCGUUUCGGCGAUCUUGACUCCCUCCAGAGUCAUCCUGUUUGCAGCACCGGCGAUCCUACACACAAUGCUAGCCAAUCCUCACUACCCAUCCGAGAGCGCUCUACAAAAAGCCAAUACCACCCUGUUUUCCACACAGAACUUCACUCUCCUGGCCCGUCAGGAGUCUGUCACAGGAUAUGUCUCAGUGCUCGAGAGCCACACAGAUGCCGCAUUUCGCUUGUUGCGCUGUGAUCAUUCACUACUAGGCGGGGAGUGGCUCGUAACUCCAGCCGCUGCUGCAAAGGGCCAAACGCAGCGCGAGACUAUUUUCUCCGUCUUUGUAAUGCUAGAGGCCGUACGCCUGGUCGAAGAUGACCAGUCAGAUGUUGAGCCAAUUCCAGACAACCAGAAAUCAGCACUGGUCAUUGGGUUGGGAAUAGGCACCGCACCUAAUGCGUUAAUGUCUCACGGGAUCAAUACCACCAUCGUAGAGCUAGAUCCAGUAGUCCACCAUUACGCGUCCAAGUUUUUCAAUCUCUCGCCCAACCACACAGCAGUUAUCGACGAUGCUGUCGCAUACGUCCAUGAGAAAUCCAAAACGAAUCCGAAUUCCUUCAACUACAUCAUCCACGAUGUCUUUACUGGAGGGGCGGAACCCGUUUAUCUAUUCACCCAGGAGUUCUUCAAAGGCCUAGCCUCGCUUCUCAAAGAAGAUGGCAUCGUAGCCAUCAACUACGCUGGUGACCUCUCCCUCCCUUCUACCCGCCUCGUCCUCAACACCAUCCAUUCCGUCUUUCCCGCUUGCCGACUCUUCCGAGAUUCUCCACCCGCAGGCAACCGGCGACCAAGCGAUCCCGAUUUCAUUAACAUGGUAGUCUAUUGUGUCAAGAAUGAUCAUGACAAGGGUAAAUUCGCGCUACUAUUCCGCGAAGCAGACGAAGAUGACUUUAAGGGUAGUAUUGCCAGACAGAACUUUCUGAGGCCGAAGGAAGAGUUAGAAAUUCAGUUUGAUUAUGAGCACCCUGACCACGGCGGACAGGUGAUGAAGAAGAGUGAUGUGGGGGAAUUAGAGAAGUGGCAUAAGCAAGGUGCGGUCAGUCAUUGGAGAAUUAUGAGGACGGUGUUACCUGAUGCGGUGUGGGAGAUGUGGUGAUGGAGGGCAAUGUUUCCUAUUGUAAAAAGACUGAAAGAAAAC